AUAGUAUUGAGAACUCUCCAGAACACAGUAGUUAUAGUGGCAAAUGUGCUGUCCUUUAUUUCGGCUCAGUGCCAUAGAAGACUGAAGCUUCUAGAUUGGCCCAACUAAUGUCUACAGCAAAACAGGGGAGCUAGAACUGUCGGCAAUAGAGGAUUCUCAACGGUUUUAGAAGUGACAGCGGAUGUUAAAACUGCGAGGUUGUAAGGUCCAGCAGCAGUAGCCAGCCGGGGCUAGCCGAGCGUUUCCUGGCUUUGAUGCGACCCGAUUGUGCCUGGAGCAUGUCCACAGCGGGCCUGACUGCCCAGGAGAUCUGUUUACCCACAGACAGCCACUUCCUGCGGGCUAGUCACUGUCUCAGCAUGGCUGGAGCCAAGCCCUCAUGGAGCCACCACCAUGAGCUGGACAAUUUGUACUUCAGUAUGGAUGCAGCACCCACGGAAUACAACUUUCAAUUUCAGCAGCAGGUGCCACCAUCGCUCAAUUCUGAGAGACAGAAACAUAGCCCUGGUGUACAGCGGUUACCCUCAAAGAAGUCCCGUCCCACCCAUCUGUCCCUGUCAUCCAGCGCUGAGCCCUCCACCCCUAGUCCUGCUGAGGAUGACCAGGUGGUCCCGUCAUUCCAGAGGUUGUCUGUGUACGAACGCUGCAGUCCCCCACACACACCUAGCCGGGGGGCCAAGCCCCUGCCCCCUCUCCCUGGGCGGGGAGACCUUUCCCCUGACCAGGCCAUGGACAAUGAGGUGGAGUUCUUCACCAGUUCAGAUGACAGCCGUUGCUUGGUUCCUGAGCAGUGUCCCCCUAAACCCUCUGCCUCCCGCUACGGAGCCCCCAGCCGCAGGAGCUUCAGGCACUGUGGACAGAUUAACUAUGCCUACUUUGAGGGGCCAGUGGGGCAGCAGAGACCACAGGAACGGCAGGAGCAGCAGCGGAUACAGGCGCAGCAGCGACAACAGGAGCAGCAACAAAGAUUGGAGCAGGUAGAGCAACAGCCAUCGGAGCAACCAGUGUGUCCCAGACAGCAGGACCGAGCCCAGAGGAAGCUGCGGCGCUCUCAUUCCGGCCCUGCUGGCUCCUUCAACAAGCCCACGUCGCUGCGCCUGCCCUGUCACCACCGCCACACUCAGGGCAUGGACAAACCAGAGGUGCCCCCCCGCGUGCCAAUCCCCCCACGACCCAUCAAGACUGCAGACUACCGCCGCUGGUCAGCCGAGGUGUCCUCUGGGGCCUACAGUGACGAGGACAAGCCCCCCAAGGUGCCCCCCAGGGACCCUUUGUUGUCUCAAAGCAGCUCCCGUACCCCCAGCCCCAAGAGCCUCCCCUCAUACCUCAACGGUGUUAUGCCUCCCACGCAGAGCUUUGCCCCAGAUCCUAAGUACGUGAGGCGGGGUUUACAGAGGCAGAACAGCGAGGGCUCUCCCUGCAUCCUGCCAGUCAUUGAGAAUGGCAUGAAGGCCAGCACCACACACUACUUCCUGCUUCCACAGAGGCCUGCCUACCUAGACAAACCUUACUUGGAGAAGUUCAUCCGGGAUAUGGACUGCCCGGCAGGUCGCAGUAGAGGGGCUUCAGACCCAGAGUGGGAUUGUCAGACCAGCAGGAAAGCACAGGUGGAUUUAGUUUGAGCUGGAGGAGGCAAGUUAGGGAAGAACUCCACUGGAUACGAGCAAACAACCUCUGGGCACAAAGUGCCUCAGGACACUGAAGCCUUCAAAUGUUUACUGCUGCUUUAACACUGACGACGUUGGUAGUUUUACCUCAGUAUUCUAAAAACAUAGGGGUUUUGACAUACCAUUUAGAGUUACUGGGACAUUUGGAAUUGCAAUCAAAACACACGAGCUAAACGUUGUCUAACUAUUGUGUGUGUUUGGGGGGUGAUAUUUAACAAUUUUUAUAUGAUUUGUCAAUACAUUAUGUAAAUGUUUUGCUGAUACAGUGGUUCAGUUUUAGGGUAUAAGCAGGACUUGUGCCUCAUGUUCUCAGUGUUGUGUGUCUCACAGGUAGAGGACAUUUUGUGAGGUGUAUAUUGUGUGUUGAUAUUGCUUGUGUGUCUCAGAACUUAGGGACAAAGGGUCAGUAAAGCAAUUAUUAUCUUGUGUUGCAUCUAUGAAGUCUAAAGAGCCCAAUGUAUUUAAACACUUUAAAUGAAGGAUUCCCCACCCUAACUCCUAUUUUGUAUAAGCAUGAAAAUAGGAAUGCACAUGUCCUGCCUUGUUGAUAUUUCAGUCUUAAUCAGGCCACUAUGUUUAUGGAUGGCAGUG
This is a messenger RNA of Salvelinus fontinalis (brook trout), 2258 nucleotides long. Its product is annotated as ERBB receptor feedback inhibitor 1-like. The transcript is spliced from 4 exons. The coding region runs from base 255 to 1622 and encodes 455 amino acids. Lineage: Eukaryota; Metazoa; Chordata; Actinopteri; Salmoniformes; Salmonidae. Gene Ontology annotation, cellular component: extrinsic component of cytoplasmic side of plasma membrane. The record is from RefSeq and is a predicted model, not a curated record. Gene Ontology annotation, biological process: regulation of keratinocyte differentiation; negative regulation of epidermal growth factor receptor signaling pathway.